UUGUUAGACAUUUUGGAGCAGUAUAUCAUGGGUACUGGCAUGGAAUAUCGACGUAUCGAUGGAAAGACGCCUGGUCCAGUCAGAAUGAACUAUGUGCAUGAGUUCAAUCAAGACAAGUCUGUAUCAGUCUGUCUAAUAUCAACCAAGGCAGGUGGACUGGGUUUGAAUAUGACCGGGGCAAACAUAGUCAUCAUAUUCGAUCCUAAUUGGAAUCCUGCUCACGACCAACAAGCCCAGGACAGAGCCUAUCGAAUCGGACAGCAACGAGACGUGAAGGUGUACCGAUUGAUAUCAUCUGGCACUAUUGAAGAAAACAUGUAUCUUAGGCAGAUUUACAAACAGCAAAUAGCCAGUACGCUGGUUUCAUCUGAGAGUUCAAAGCGAUAUUUCAAUGCAGUUGCAGGUGAUAAAAGCCAACCUGGUGAGCUGUAUGGUCCGGAGAAUGUCUUUAGGUUUGGUAGAGGUGGCUGCCUAACAGAAGACCUUAUUGCGAGAGAAAAAACUUUUGAGCAAGGUAUAAUGAUGGCUCCGUAUACAAGUCCUGAAAGCCAUGUCGAUGAAGAAGUGGAAAAUUAUGAAGAAAAUGAACAAGAAGAAAAAAAUGAUGAUUGUGUAAACAGUGAAGAUGAUUGGAUCAGGUCACAGAUCAGUUACCAUAGCGAUGACAGUGAUGAAGUAGAUAGACACGAUGCUGGAAUAUUGAGGACACAACAUAUGGAAAUAAAAACUGAUGAGGAUGAAAGUGACGAGAUGAUGAGUCUUGAUACAUCAAAUAGUCUAGAUGAAGAUGCAAAGCUGAAUUUGAAAAGUGAACAGAUGUUGAGACAUUCAGUUAGGAAUGAGAGAUACAAAGAAGCAUUGAGUAGAAAGGGAACAUUGUCAUCCUCAAAGAAAGGAGAUGCACAUCAGGAGGAGAACAAAAUGAAGAGGAAAGUGAAGAGAAAUGUUCAGUUUCUUGAUGUGUCAUCAGAGGACGAAGAAGAUGGAAUUGCCAGGAAUGUUCGAAGGAAAAAGAAAAAAACGAAAGCUAAAAACAAUUAUUCAAGUGAUGCAGAAGAUUCUAUGGAAGUUAUUCUCAAGGAAUGUGGUGCGAAUUAUAUCCAUUCCAAUAUGGCGGUGGUUGGAGGCAGUCGUGUGGAGCACCAUGUUUCUAAAUGUGCAAUUAAAGACGUAUAUGAGCUAGAACAGUAUUCACAGAUGCCAGCAAACUGCCAUAUUCAGACUCUAUCACAGCCAAAUAGCGAAGAGAGCGAUGAUUUAGGAGUGUCGUGUAAGUCAUCGAUUACUCAGUCUCUCAUCACCGAAGAUAACACGACACAGUCUGAUGAUCCAUGCUGCUUAUACAAUCCUGUUGUUUUGCAUAGUAAACGAGAAUCUCGCAUCACUGGGAAUGUUACGCUUUUAAUUGGAGAGACUCCAAAGACCAUAACAAGACAACAUUUUGCCGACAUAGCUAAAUCUUUAUCAUAUAAAUCAACGUUGGAGUUCGCUGAAACUGUCCUCUCGAUUGAUUCCAAGGAACGACUUGAGAUUUUAGAAGACUAUUAUUCUAAAAAAUAUGCUCACCUACAAGUAGUUGAUACCAAAGGCUUAUACACUGUGAAAGUGGCAGAGGAGAAACCUAAAAACAAACAAAUACGGGUAAAAAAUGUUAAGAAAAAUGCAGCAUUGAGAAAACGGCCACAGAAUACAAGAAUGCGAAAAAGAAGACCACUAGCUGUGAAUUUUGACAGUGAUGAAAGCGAGGAAGAAAAUUAUAGACGUGAUAAAAGAUGCAUGUACAAAAACAGGAGGAAAGUUGUUUACAGAAGUGACAGUGAUGAGGAGAGGAAUGAUAUUGAGAGAAAAGAUGAGAGUAGUAAUGACGGUGAUUUGGAGGAGGAAAAUGUGUCCCUUAAGGAAGGAGCUUUAAGUAGGAGAAAAGCCGGAGUUUUUCAACAUGAAUCAGGUGCACAGAAUAUACAUGAUGAACUACUUUGUAUGGACAGUGAAACAGAUGGUACAAUCAGUGUAGAAGACAGUCCACAGCCACCACAGGUGACUACCAUAGAAAGAGAAUCAAGUUCUAGUAUCUCCUUGUGUAAAAAAGCAAAUAUGGAUUUCCUAGAUGAUAUCUUCAUGUGUGAUAACAAUCUUAGUGACGAUCAUAGUGAUGUCAAUGUUACCCAAGUUAACAGACAUGAUGAUAAGGUUACUGAGGUGACAAGCUGUUCCUAUGGUGAUGAGGACAGUUAUUUUGUACUUAAUAAAAAUUAUCGAAAAGUUAUAGAAGAUCUGUGA
Messenger RNA from Saccoglossus kowalevskii, 2280 nucleotides. RefSeq names its product DNA excision repair protein ERCC-6-like 2. Gene Ontology annotation, molecular function: ATP binding; RNA binding. The record is from RefSeq and is a predicted model, not a curated record. Gene Ontology annotation, cellular component: nucleus; cytoplasm. Gene Ontology annotation, biological process: mRNA processing. NCBI's taxonomy places the organism in Eukaryota, Metazoa, Hemichordata, Enteropneusta, Harrimaniidae.